Messenger RNA from Nematocida minor, 1362 nucleotides. RefSeq names its product tRNA (uracil-5-)-methyltransferase. The transcript has a single exon. The record is from RefSeq and is a predicted model, not a curated record. NCBI's taxonomy places the organism in Eukaryota, Fungi, Microsporidia. Gene Ontology annotation, biological process: RNA processing. Gene Ontology annotation, molecular function: RNA methyltransferase activity. Bases 1 to 1362 code for a protein of 453 amino acids.
AUGGAGUCUCAUACAACCACAUGGAAAAUCCACAACAUAAAAAAACAGACAAAAAGAGCGGCCUUGCUGCAAGUGAUAAAAUCGCACCUGGAGCACGAAAACUUCACUCUUUCUUUUAAAGAUAACAAGAGACUGGCCAUUUUAAUAACCCUGGAGGACCAGCUUCCUUCAAUAGUAUUUUGCAACAGACCGCUGGACAUAAGAAAACAGAAAUCAGAAGAAAGAAGCGUUAAAGACAUAGUCACACCGCUGAACGGAAUGACAUACGAAGAGCAGCUGGCCCAUAAAACAGCCAAAGUGUCUGAUUUCUGCUCUUUUCUAAACUGCAGCGAAAUCGAGUCUAUUUCUUCUCCCAUGGAAACAGGCUAUAGAAACAAGUGCGAGUUUACCUUUGGAUUCACAGGAGAGGGCAAACAGGUACUUGGGUUCAGGCCAGCAAAGUUUUCUUCUGCACCUAACCUGAUAGCAGACCCAAUGGAGUGCACUUUCAACACGCCUCCUGAAAUGCUCUCUUUAGUCGAGAAGAUCAACGGCUAUCUAGAUAAGAAUGACGGCCUUGUCUACAACAGAAUAACAAAAAAAGGGCUGCUAAGACUGCUUUGUCUCAGAAGGAUAGGAAAGCACUUUAUAUCCAUUCUGCAGGUAAAUACAGAAACAUUCGAAGAGGCCCUCAACAGCCAGCUUAUCACUGAUUUCAUAAAGAUUUUGUCUGAAGAUGCUUUCAUAACGUGCUCAACAGGCAUAUUCGACGGGCUGCUGAGAACAGCAGAAAUAAAACAGGUGAAGGGAGAGCCCAAAGAGUACGAAGAAGUGCUGAACAACUGCACCUUCAAAGUUUUUCCACUGGGAUUCUUCCAAGUAAAUCUCGGAGUAGCUGAGCUUCUUACGAGAACAAUCCAGAAAAGCAUCCAAACAGAGACGAUACUGGACAUAUGCAGUGGCUCAGGACUGCUGGGGAUAUGCACAGCCAAAGGCACAGAGAAGAAAGUGUUUGGCAUGGAAAUAUCCCAAGAGUCUAUCGAAGACGCCAAGAGAAACGCGCUUAUUAACGAUGUGUCAGCUGAGUACUUCUGCGGAUCUGUGGAGAAAACCCUUCCCCUGGUGCUGGCCAAAGUAAAGGAGACCGCAUCGGCUCUGGUAGAUCCCCCAAGAGCAGGAAUCUCCGAUAAGCUGGUGAAUGAAAUCAUCUCGCAUAAAAACAUAUCGGAGAUCUUCUACAUCAGCUGUUCGUACACCUCUGUGAAAAAUAACUUGCUAAAUAUCUCCAGCAAGUACGCUCUAAAGAAGAUAUAUGUGCUAGACAUGUUCCCAUUCACUGCAGAUGUUGAGUGUAUAUUCCACUUUGUGCGAAAAGAAGAUUAA